CUUUUGCCACGUGGCUUCUCGGAAAAAAUGAGAAUAUUCAAGAAAAACUUGCCAAUGAACUGAAAACCCUUCCCGAUCAUCAAAAAACGAAUGACUACUAUGAUCAGGUGAUGACUCUACCCUAUCUAAACGCCGUCUACAAAGAGGCGCUCCGACUCUACCCGCCGAUCACAUUUUUCGUCAAUCGAACCUGUGUUGCCGAGUGCGAGGUGGGCGGUGUGCGGUACGAGAAAGGCACCCAGGUGGGCAUCCCGAUUUGGAAUGUGCACCGAAAUGCUGAAUUCUGGCCUGAGCCCGACGAGUUUCGUCCGGAAAGGUUGGCUCGCCUGUACAGCUUCUUCUUGCCAAAUCUUGAGCACAAC
Messenger RNA from Mesorhabditis belari, 362 nucleotides. The record is from the annotation of a GenBank genome assembly. Lineage: Eukaryota; Metazoa; Nematoda; Chromadorea; Rhabditida; Rhabditidae.